Messenger RNA from Lytechinus variegatus (green sea urchin), 3190 nucleotides. It is a transcript of the gene asnsd1, whose product is annotated as asparagine synthetase domain-containing protein 1-like. Lineage: Eukaryota; Metazoa; Echinodermata; Echinoidea; Temnopleuroida; Toxopneustidae. Bases 114 to 2846 code for a protein of 910 amino acids. The transcript is spliced from 14 exons. Gene Ontology annotation, molecular function: asparagine synthase (glutamine-hydrolyzing) activity. The record is from RefSeq and is a predicted model, not a curated record.
GCCGUGUCGUGUAUGGUGUAGCAAUUUAAUACCGUCUUCAUCUGAUUUGGUCUUACUUCUAAUUUUCACCUUUUGAUGAUCUUCGAAUGAUUCUUUGUGAAUGAGGGAGAAAUAUGUGUGGCAUUUGUUGCGUGCUAUCAACUUCUUCAUGUCCUAGUGCAUUCCUUCACUCUAAGCUGCUGUCCAAUUUAAAGAAAAGGGGUCCUGAUUUGACGGGAGCAGUUGAAAAUAGAGUGGUUUGUCUUCAUCCUGUUCACAAAACAAGAUGCAGGAAGUCACCAAUACAUGUAGAACACUAUCUCAGUGAGGGUGUGGAUGUUGAGAGAAGUGACACUUCCAAGGAAUGCCAAGAGUACUCUUUGGAUCCAAGUAUAUCAAAGAAGAAUGCUACUUCUGGAGAACUUAAAAUAGAAAAUGACUCUUUAGCUAUACAGACAAAUAUUGAAAAUGAUGCGGAUAUUCACAAUACAGGUGAGAGCAAGGGCUCUACAGAAACAAUAGAUUUUAAGAAAGGUUCUGAUACGACGGAUAAUAAACAGAGGAAGCGAUGUGCAAGCUCUGAACGCAACUCAGUGUAUGGUUCAUUCUUCGGGCAGGUGCUUCAUCUCCGCGGUGACCCAACCCCUCAACCCGUUGAAGAUGAGCAGGGGAAUAUCUUGCUAUGGAAUGGAGAGGUCUUUGAUGGUCUUCAGGUUCAAUUGCGGAAUGACACCUCAGUCCUCUCUGAUCUCCUGUGCCAUGCAAGGAAUGCACAAGAUAUCCUUAAUGUGAUGGGAGCCAUUAGAGGUCCAUGGAGCUUUAUUUAUUGGAAGGAGAAGACUUCGCAGCUUUGGUUUGGAAGAGAUUUCUUCGGAAGACGCAGCCUCCUGUGGCGAUGGAAGCAGUCUGGUGCAAGGACGAUGACCUUUGGCCUUUCGUCUGUUGCCUCCAAGACAGAGACAGGUAUCCCUGUGGCAUCUGAAUGGAAGGAAGUUCCAGCCUCUGGUAUCUUCUGCCUGGAUGUUGCAUCCUGGUUUUCUGAAGCAUCUACAGGGAGGUCAUCAGAAAUUGUGUGGUAUCCAUGGCGACAUCCUUCACCCAAGUGUGCCAUGGUGAUGCCAACUUCUACCAAGUCUGGGGCGCACGAAGAUGGGUCCACAAGUGUUGAUCCAGCUCUCCCCAUUCAAGCUGUAACAACAUUGGAGAAAGAUGGUGUGAAGUCACCAAUUGGUGAUUUUCUUAAGUGCAUCACUGGAGAUGGUUGCCUCAACAGCCCCAUCUCUCCUCUGAAUAUGCUCUUACCAGACCAGUCUGCAGCACCCAGUGUGGGCUGUGAGAUGAGGAAUGAUGAGGGGAAUGGAAGGAAUGAUGCAGAUACUGAUCUUCAAGUGAGCAGAGAACUGCGGGAGAAGGCUGAGGAACUGAUCAGGGUGCUCGGAGAGGCAGUUCGGAAGAGAGUGACCAAUGUGCCUUUGGGGAAGGAAGCAGUUCAUGCAAGCCAUCAGCUUCAGAAUCUCCAUUUGGAAUCUCACUCUGGUGAUGGUCUGAAACCAGGCUUAUCCAGUACAGAGCCAUGUUUCAGGACUGAAGAGGAUGGUCAUGAAGUGGCUCACAGGAACGAUGAGGAAAGAACUAGGCACAAGAACCAUCAAGACAGAAUCAUCCAUGAUGUUAACAUGAUUCAUGGGAAGCCAGGUGAUGAUGAUCCUUCCUAUUCUUCACAUCGAACAAACCACAUCCCUUGUUGCCAUGGCGAUGACCCUGUUGGAACCGUGAACCCAUCUCCUGACGGGUGUCAAUCAUCUCCCACUGAUGGCGCGAUGACUGCCUCACCCGGAGCGGAGGACCUUGCGCACGCUGGGAAUGUUUAUCAGGAGUGUGACAGAGACAUACCAACAUGUAGCAACACCUCGUCUUCUUCUGCAGUCUGCUGCCCUCGUGGUCAGGGGGAAGAGACGAAGAGCAGUAGAGUUGGGGUGCUGUUCUCCGGUGGCUUGGAUUCCAUUGUUCUGGCUGCUCUGGCGGAUAGGUAUGUACCUGAUAAUCAACCCAUAGAUCUCUUCAAUGUGGCCUUUGAACAGAGGAAUAUUACCCACCAAACCAAAAUCAAAGACAGGAAGAAAAAAGACCCCGAACUACAGACGAAAAGCUUCGAUGUUCCUGAUCGUCUGACCGGCAUAUCAGGUUUAGAGGAGCUCCAAGCAAUCAGCCCUUCUAGAAAAUGGAACUUUGUAGAGAUCGAUGUCACAUUGGAAGAACUCCAAGCAAUGAGGUCCGAGUGUCUGUGCCAUCUGAUCUAUCCUCAAGAUACUGUCCUGGACGACAGCAUUGGCUGCGCCAUCUGGUUUGCUGCCAGGGGCCAAGGCAGACUGAUCACUCCCAGGUCUCACAGAGCGAACUGCAUUGAUGAAACCUAUAACAGUCCUGCUAAGGUUGUGUUGGUAGGCAUGGGUGCUGACGAGCAGCUAGCUGGUUACUCAAGACACAGAUCAAAGUUCAAGUCAGAAGGCUGGCUUGGUCUCAUAGAAGAAAUUAAGAUGGAGGUGGAUCGCAUCUCUGCUCGUAAUCUUGGUAGAGAUGACAGAGUAAUAUCUGAUCAUGGAAGAGAGUCUCGGCUACCUUACCUAGAUGAAGACGUUGUCUCCUUUCUCAACAGUCUUCCUAUUAACCUCAAGGCUGAUUUAAAUCUUCCAAGAGGGGUUGGUGAGAAGCUUCUUCUGAGAGUUGCAGCCCAGCGUCUUGGCCUGGGCGCAUCUUCGAAGCUACCAAAGAGGGCGAUUCAGUUUGGAUCCAGGAUUGCCAAGCUUGAGAACAACAGAGAGAAGGCCUCUGACCGAUGCAACAGACUUGAGCAACAGGUUGACUGAGGGUGUACUGAACAGCAUCUUGGGUUGGAUGUGUCCUCAAAGCUCCAUAGAGGGGAAUAGAGUUCCGAUCCAGAACUGCCAAGCCAGAGAACAACAGAGAGAAAGCCACUGACCGAUGCAACAGACUUGAGCAACAAGGAGAUUGAGUGUUGCAGAACAGUGUCUUGGCCCUGGAGUACUCUCAGGGCUGCCAAAGAGAGCUGUCCAGUUCUGGUCCAAGAUUGACAAGAUUAGAAACAACAGAGAGAAGUCGUCUGACUGAUGCAACAGUGGAGCGUUGUGGCCCAGUGGAUUAGUCUUCGGACUUUGAAACAGAGGGUCGUGGGUUCGAAUCCCAGCCAUGG